AUGGGAGGAUUUCCUCAGUUCGUUUUAGAACAGGCUGAUAAAGAAGAGCAUCAAAAGCAGCUUGAUAAAGCGAUUAAAAAAUGUAACAUGGAUAUAUUUAAUUAUAUUGGUGACUCUACAGGUACAGAUGUUAGCCACAAGCUCGUACACAUCUAUACAAAUUUCCCAUUCACUUAUGAAGAGGUUGUAAAGGACGAAAAUGAAAUGGAUUUAGAUCUAGUUCAAGUGAUAUUCAUGCUGGAUCGAGACGGAACAAAUUUGCGUACUGAAACAUUUUUAAGCUUAAAGUCAGGAAUUAGUAAUUCGUUAUUGGGCAUAUCAUUUGAACAGAUUGCUCAUCAGGUGCUACGAGAUGGAGGAAUUUUCAAGACUCAUUCUUUAGGAUUCAAUGAUAUAGAGGAAACCUCACUAUUAACAGGCAGAAUGACCUUUUUAAAAGUAAUAUCAGUGUAA
Molecule: messenger RNA, 453 nt
Organism: Funneliformis caledonium
Lineage: Eukaryota; Fungi; Glomeromycota; Glomeromycetes; Glomerales; Glomeraceae
Source: the annotation of a GenBank genome assembly